Penaeus monodon (black tiger shrimp) is the source of this 1191-nucleotide messenger RNA. Its product is annotated as ras-related protein Rab-18-like. Gene Ontology annotation, molecular function: GTP binding; GTPase activity. NCBI's taxonomy places the organism in Eukaryota, Metazoa, Arthropoda, Malacostraca, Decapoda, Penaeidae. The transcript has 6 exons. The record is from RefSeq and is a predicted model, not a curated record. Bases 122 to 742 code for a protein of 206 amino acids.
CGACGUUGAAACAAAGUGUUGACAGAGACCGAAGUGGUCCAAGUGCGACUCUGGGAAUCCUUAUUUAUUACGACUUUAAUCGCCUUUUCCCCCGUCUUCCUUCGGUUUUUAGGAUUUAAGGAUGGCUGAUGUGGAUAUCCUUACCACCCUCAAGAUCCUCAUCAUAGGAGAAAGCGGCGUGGGGAAAUCCAGCUUAUUACUUCGGUUCACAGACGACACUUUUGACCCAGAGCAAAGUGCGACUAUUGGUGUUGACUUUAAAGUUAAGACAAUCAGUGUAGAUGGAAAUGUAACAAAGUUAGCAAUUUGGGACACAGCAGGUCAAGAAAGGUUUAGAACUUUAACGCCCAGUUACUAUCGAGGAGCCCAGGGUGUUAUCCUUGUGUAUGAUGUUACCAAUAGGAACUCUUUUACCAAGUUAGAUAUGUGGCUCAAUGAACUUGACACUUAUUCAACCAAGACAGAGAUUGUGAAGAUGCUAGUGGGCAACAAGAUUGACAAGGAGAAGGUUGAAGUAAGUAGAGAGGAAGGCCUCAAGUUUGCCCGACGUCAUGCAAUGCUUUUUAUUGAAGCAUCUGCCAAAACAAAGGAUGGUGUGCAGUGUGCCUUUGAAGAACUUGUCCAGAAGAUUAUUCAAACACCAGGAUUAUGGGAGAUGGACCAGAGAUCUCAGGGUAGUUUCAACGUCUCACAUCAGAAUCAUAAUGAAGACUCUUAUUGCGGAUAUUGUUCAGUUCUUUAAAACUUAGGUGCCUGGACAAGCGGUCACUUAAUAUGACCUCUUGCAGCAGAAAGACCAAUGAAGCUGACAGGAUACUCCUUUAAGGAAAAAGAUUGUGAUUAGCUUUUAUACGCUUUACUGUUAGUAGUCAUUCAGUCCUGUUCUGCUUGAUGUCUUGCCGAUAAGGAGAGAUUGCUAAUUUACUAGUUAACAGAUUAAUUUUGUGUAUGUGUUAGUGAAUGGAAGGAAGAAUCAAAUUAAGUAGUGAAUAGACAUUUGCAGAACAUGGAACAAUUUGUUUACUCCAUAGCAGUAGGGUUCAUAUUUUCUUUUCAAGCUAAUUAUGAAUAAGAAUGUAGAAAAAAUGUGCACAGAUAUGUUAAUCCUUAAAGUCAUUAGGAUUUGUUAAAGUGUGUUUCCUCUGUAAGUUAAGGUCUUUCAGCAUGUGUUUACACAUGGAAUUAUUUCUG